UUCUUCCCACCCCCACCCCCCACUGUUGUCACCCUCGGGGGUGGGAGAAAGGGGGGGGACCAUUCUGGAGUGAGUCUCGCGCACGAUCCCAGCUCUCUGAUUGGUUCUCCCAACCCCCCACUGUUGUCAACCGCGGGGAUGGGAGGGAGGAGCAGUCCUGGAUCCGAGCUCUCUGAUUGGUUACGGCCCCCUCCCCAAGCCACCUCCCCCCACUCUGUCGUCACCAGCCAGCGGGGUAUAUAAGGCGGAGAGCCUCGCCGUUAAAACGCUGCUCCUCUUGAACGUGCUGCGAUUUAGCAACAACAACAAAAAAGCUAAAGCUAACUCGAUCGUUACCGAAGUAACGCGACGGAUUUUCGCGCACAAAAGCGCAACGUUCCGCUUCGCCGACGCAACGGGAUCGUUUUAUUUUUUAGUUUUUUUUAAGACGACGCGCCAAUCCGACCAAUUGACCCAAAGCAUCUUUUUUUCUUAAUAUCUCCCCAAAAAAAAACAAAUCUCUCCACAGCCAUGUGCAUCGUUUGCGGGCCCUCUGAGCCCCCUCCGUGCGGGGCCGUGCCGAGCCGAGGUCGCAGCGUGUUCGGGAAGCUGACGACGGAGGAGCAGCAGCAGGAAGAAGAAGAAGAAGAGGGCUGUCCUGUCGGAGGUGACGAGGCGGACGAUGAGGAUGAUGAUGAUGAGGUGGUGGCGGCGAGAGAGAUGAGGAGGUGGUGGUGGUGGGACAGGCGACGAGCGUCCCCUCCGCCACCGCAACAUCAGCCACAGCAGCAGCAGCCACAGCAGCAGCAGCUGCCACAGCAGCAGCAGCUGCCACUGCGCGUGGCUCCCCCGUGGGUAGGCGACUUCUCAUCCUCCUCCUGGUCCUCAUCUUCCUCGUUCUCCUCAUCGGUGGCGGUCGACGGCGAGGAGGUGGAGGAGGCCGCCUGCUGUGGGAGCUCCGUGGACAAGCGGGAAGAGGAGGAGGAGGUGGUGGAGGAGGUGGUGGAGGAGGAGGAGGUGGAGGAGGUCUCCGUCCCUCGGCUGUGCCGCCUCAUCGAGUCGUCGCUGUCGGCGGCCAAGGGGCCGCGCCUGCGCUGCUCCCGCCUGCUGGCGCCCCUGGGCCUGGUGCGCCGGGCGGCCCUCGCCCUCGCCGCGGCCUCCGCCUCCGAGCCGUGCGGCCUACGCGGGGCCCUCGUCGAGAUCUCCGUGUUGCCCGCCGCUUCCUCCUCCGCCUGGCGCCGCCGCCAGGACGACGAGGAGGAGGAGGAGGACGACGAGGAGGAGGAGGAGGAGGAGCGCGACGACGGUUACGGCGACGGCGACGGCGACAACGAAGAUGGCAGCUGCCGGUCGGCGAAGCGGAGGGCGGCCGCUGUCACGUGGGUCAUGCCUCGCCUGGGCGGGCCUGAGCCUAGGCCCAGGCCCGGGCCCGGGCACGAAGGAGCCGGGGAGGUGGCGUCCGACGGAGAGUCGGGCUUCUUUGGUGGCAGCUGCGGCGGCGGCGGCAUCAGCGGCGGCAUCAGCGGCGGCUCGACUGACGAGCUCGACCAGGCCACGCCGGAGCACCCCCCGGCGGCGGCGGCCUCCACCGCGGCGGCGGCGGCGGCGGUGGAGGCGACGUUCCGCCUCACGCUGGAGCUGAGCGAGGAGGACCCCGGCCUGGCGGAGCGGGGCCUGGCGGGCCUUCGGAGCCUGCUGUCGCCUGGCAGGUCGUCCGCGCCGCGCAGGGGCACGGUGCGCCUGGCCCCGGCGCUCCGCGUGGCCAAGCAGCGGCUGUACCAGCGGCGGCGGUGCCAGCGGCGGCACCGGCGGGAGGAGGAGGAGGAGUAGUGUGCGGUGGGGGAGUAGGAGGGGAGGGGAGGAGUCGCGAUGGAAGUUGGGUGGGGUGGAUUGGGUGCGACUGUGCGCACGUGCACAGUGCAUGGCCAACCUUGCCGAGUGCAUGGACUUCUUCCGCCACCGCACGUAGCCAACCAUUGUGCUCUGUGGCCACACAGAGGUGGGGGUGGUGCUGCUACAAGCAAGCAAGCAAGCGGCAGCACCUGCACUUGCCACCGCAGCCUGUUACAAGGCCGCAGAGGGGCAGCUUCAUGCCUGUUGUGUUUUCAAUGCGAUGGAGGUGUGCGGUGUAAAAUCUCGAAUCCGAAGCUUUUCGCGACUGCAGGAAUUCACGUUCUUUGGGUCUCUCGGUGAAGUCGCUGCGGCAGUUUUGUUGCCAGAUAAAAGGGUAAAAAACCAAUUAUCAUGUUACUGGCAAAUGAGGUUUCCAAUGGCUUGGAAGAAGACAACGAAAAAGACGGUUGUCUUCUUUGAACCUAUCUGCGUGACUUCACCGAAAGAGCCGUUGUGUGUGCGUAGCGUAGCGUUUAGUCCCGUUGUUUUUGAUGCGUUCAAUGCAAAGUGGCGUUUUCUACUCCUGGCGCGCGAGCGUAUAUCUGCACGUGUCCACAUGUUUAGCCUGUUAAGAGGCCGCGCGCGGGCGGGGCAGCUUUGUCUCCGUUGUUGUUUUGCAAUACGUUGGAGGUCUGUGGCGUGCAGUCACUUUUUUUUGGUACAUUCAAUGCAAAGUCGCGUUUUUCUACUCCUGGAGAGUUGCGGGCGUGUGGCGUGUGGUGUGUGUGUUGCGUGUCCAUAUGUUUACACACUUAGGGGAGCGGUGGUGUAAGUGUUUAUCGGGUUAGCGCUACGAACCCGGCGACCCGAGUUCGGUUCCCGCUCUCGGCCGCCACCGUUGGGUCGACGAUUAUCUGAGGCGGUCCUGCUGGGGCCUCCUCUCCCGUGAUUUGACUCGGCCUCAAACGAGUUACCUGGUUUAGCGGCAUUGGCGGCGGCGGCGGUGUCGGUGUUAGUGAACAUCCCUGGCACUGGGGGAGAGACAAAGACGGCCGGGCGUGGUGGUGCUGGUAGCCACCCGGGGGGGGUGGCAGCUUUCGUCUUCGUGAUACGUCGACACGAAGAUGAAAUUCUCGGGGGGGGUUUUUUUACGGAAUAAAAACAAAAAGUUGACAAGUCUGAA
Messenger RNA from Petromyzon marinus (sea lamprey), 2995 nucleotides. RefSeq lists its product as uncharacterized. Gene Ontology annotation, cellular component: cytoplasm. Lineage: Eukaryota; Metazoa; Chordata; Hyperoartia; Petromyzontiformes; Petromyzontidae. The record is from RefSeq and is a predicted model, not a curated record. Gene Ontology annotation, biological process: negative regulation of signal transduction; regulation of TOR signaling; apoptotic process.